Acanthaster planci (crown-of-thorns starfish) is the source of this 4032-nucleotide messenger RNA. RefSeq lists its product as uncharacterized. NCBI's taxonomy places the organism in Eukaryota, Metazoa, Echinodermata, Asteroidea, Valvatida, Acanthasteridae. The record is from RefSeq and is a predicted model, not a curated record.
GCGCUGAGACAUGUUUGUUUUGUUUACAUAAAUUAAGCGCUAGUAACUUUCGAUGGGACACAAUACUCAGCUCGUUGCGUUAAUUCUGUCAUCGGUUUUCCGAAGUGAGUUGUACAUUGAAACAUGUCUGAUAACAUCAACCAGCAAGUCGCCUUGCCGACGGCGAUGCUAGGCGCUCCCCUCAUGCCUACAGGCACGACCUGGAAGCUGAAGUCGAAGAAAAGGCAGGGGAAAAAGCGGCCCACAAGAGCCGAAUUUAGCACCGGGCCAGAAAAGAAAGGAAAAGGGUCGAAAAAGUUGCUGGGCCGGCGGAUGAACAUCUUCCGACGGGAAUCAACCAAGGUAACCGACCCGUUGGAUGCUUUGGAGCGAGGUCAUGCCGCAGACUUGGUGGAUAUUGACACGGUGCAGAUCAAGACAAGCCCUCAGAAGAGUGACAACAGUAAAAGCGGCUCUAGUGCCAAAACAGAACCGUCACCAAGUAUGGUCAAUCUAUUUGGAAGCCUGUCCUCAACUCGCAAAUCUGGGGAAGGAGAGGACAAAAAGGGGACAGCAGGACCCUCUGGGCUGGCCAAGAAAGGCGGACUUGUCCAACGUGUCCGUAGAUUCCUCAGGGAGUUGAGGGGUAAGGGAACAGGUGCCCCCAAACCACUGGCAGGUUCCGUUUAUGAGACUGCCAUUGCUAAUGGAUCUCCAAGUUCCCAGGUAUUAUCAAAUGGCAGCACUAGAGAGUGGGACCGAUGGAGGUCAGUCAAAGAAACAUAUACAGGGAGGUACACCAGCAAGGUCUCCCCCCUGAAGACAGAGAAAGAUACCUCCUCGGCCAGCACUGCUGGUUCCGGUGGCAGCAUCCCACCUGGAGUUGGUGCCUCUUCAAAACCAGUAGGGCCCAGCCAAUUACUUCCGGGUUUGGAUCCCCGUUCCCCAGCAGCUUGGGCCAUCACAGACUGGACAAGCCAUCGAAGGGAGGGGCAAGGCCAGUCUAGUAAUCGACCCCAGUCCCAGUCUGUGGUCCAAGCUGCCCAGCUGCCAAGCCAGCCCAGGAAUGUCACCUAUCAUGGGGCUGGCUUGGCUACAGACACCAGCCAGCCAACACCAGUUGAACAACAGAGCAGCAUUCAGACCUACAAAGACCCAGGAUACAGAAGGACCCACAGAAUCAUUGUUGUCAAGCCACGCUCCUCGGAUCCUUUUGAGUCUUCCUAAGAGAGAUCUCUAGCCACCCCAGUAGACCCUCAUCAGACCCGGCCCUGUGCCCUACGUUGCCACUUGUGGCAUUCAUCAAAGUGGUAACCCAUGAUGAGCGUGUAUCCAUGACCAUCGUUUGGUGGCUAACUGGUGGUCUACCAGACUUACCAGCCUAUGGACCUCUCCCUUCCUGAAGACUCGGGGCAAAAACACAACCAGGACAGUGGCAUCCUGAAAUCUUGUUCCACCAAGGUGAUCGUCGUUCUACUGGACAAACUAUUCAUUGGCUGGUGAUACAGCAACACACAGAUGCACCAAGUGUGUGAAGCUGAGACACAGAGGGUUCCAUCAGGACCACGGAUCAGACAAAGAUUGAUCGGACACUGGAAAUCAGCAAAGACCAAGAAAGAAAAACAGGCAGCCUGUCUGUUAAAAAAGGGGGAAAUCAUUCCCAAGAGUGCAUUUGUCAUUUAAAUAAGUUUUAUAGAAUAACUAACAGAUACUUCAAGCCUAAGGAGGGAAAGAUUAAUUAUUUGUCACAGGACUUAAAGCAUUCUAUUCAUCAGACUGGGUAAUCAGCAGGUAUAAUUUUACUUCUAAUCCACUAAACUAUUCUCUUUCUCUUUUACUCACUAAAGUAGAUUUUAAUAGGAGCCCAUCACAAGGAACAUAAUCUUUUCAGUACACAUCAAUCUAAUAAGAGGCAAAAUGGUUCACUUAAUUAAAUUAAAGUAAAUUAAAUUAAACUGCAUAGUCUCUGGAGAAGUAAUAAAUGGGGAGGGGUUAAAUAAAAAAUGUCAAUAUUUGUCGGGGUGAGACUUAAUUUAAGAUAGAAAAACUGCGCUGCAGAAUCGGUUGCAACAGAAAAGAGGGGCCAUAUUUUAAGACGGGUAUGAACAGAAAAGCGGAUAAUGGUAAGAGCGGGAAAUAUAAGUUGAUUUUGGCAAAAGGAAAUCAGAUCAUUUUUGAACACUUUCAAAUUCACCUUGAAACUAAGAGAUCUAGCAGUAAUAUAACUUGAAUGAAAGUAUUUUCGCACUUUAAAAAGCACUGAUCAAAAUGAAUAUUUUGAAAUAGCAUGUUUAAUAGGAAAACUACUGAAACGUGCAGUGUUAUAGUUUGGUCCAUCACAAGUCCUUUCACAAGACCAGUUUGGAACAGGGUGAGCAAUAACAAACAGGUACUUUUGUCACAGUUCAGUGAACAGCUUAGGACUUGGUUUGGUUUGGCUCGGUUUAUUCAGUUUCACACAUCACAGUAAGAAUAUAAUGAAGCACAGUUAUUUACAGCAUGAAAAAGGGGUGAUGAAUGGCAGAUACAAGGCAGAAAGCAAACGCCUUUAGAUGACCUGGUCCCUUAUUUGUCACAAUAAUAUCCAUGUACAGCUAUAAUUACAAGGUAGAGCAGAGAGAGAUUAAAAAAAUGUAAGAUUAAAGUAAUUGUGAUGACUUCAACACAACAUUGGAAAACUUGCAUAGAUAAAGCUUUUGGUUUAUUUUUUACCUUGGCAUAUCGCCAUAGAGAACAAACUGAAAUCCGUGCGUCCACCACUGAAUGUGAUGCCCUGAUCCUGUAAUCCGUAACAACACUGACCUGACAAAGACUCGCAGCCCCAAGGAUUGAUGAGGAGUCCAUCAGGAAGAAGGUCAAGGAUGGAGAUGCAUUCCUACCAAAGGUACACCCCAUCCCAGGACAGAGAAGAGAGGCACUGUACUUUCAUCCUGAGGAGAGGCCAUCAGGAGAGGAAGCCAAUACAACACCUUCCAGAGGAAGGAAGAGCGAAAGAGGACACUGCAGUCUAACAUUACUACAUUUCAGGAAGACAGGGGAUCAUCUUCCUGACCCACACAUCCAGGAAAAGAGAGUCGCAGGUAGACAGAUAACCAGGAUUGCCAUCAUAUCUGGUCCACCGAUCCAGUUGGCAGCCUUGUUCACCAGGACUCUAGGUCCAAGCACCAGGAAGCAUUCAUCCGAGGAGAAUGGAAGAAUAGCAGUGCCUGCAGACAUGAUCGGUGUGGCUCGCCGAAAGGGAGCUGGUGGUUGGUUGAAACACUCCCAACGGCUGCCUUGUUGCCUGGUUCAUUAAUCCAGUCUGCAGUCCAAAAAUGAUAGAAGCAACGACCCUGCCACAAACGCCCCUGCAGCGAGACAGUCGUAUAACACCAACAUCUGAGAGGAACAGUAGAAAGGAAAUAACAAUUAAUUGGAACGGGAUGGCCAGAAAAUCAUCUGUGAGUCAAAAUCUGCACUCAAGAGGACGAUAGGCAGUACAGGCUGAAAAAAUGUGCUUUAAGAAUUUUCUCGUAAAAGUUUGUUUACUCGGCUAUGUUUGGUUCAUGACCAUAUAAGUCGACAUUAUUAUACAGAAUAAUGGAAAUGAGAUUGGGCAUUUAAUGACAUUAAAUGGUUAUAAAUUUCGGCUUGUUUGACUAAAAAGAAAUUCACUUUAGCAAAUAAACUAUCAAUGAACAACAUUAAACUAACCAAACAAUUGCCUCUACAACCUGGAUGGGGGAACAAAUUUGAUCGUAAUUUGUGUUCUUUGAAACAGUAUACACCUAUUUACCACAUGGAACAGUAACAACCAAUUUGGUUCUAGUAGUAAUAAUUUUAAAAUACCAAACCCAUAAUACGUCUUCAGCAUCUCAUUAAAAUUACCCUCCGUCGGUAUUAUUUUCAAGUAACUUUUCUGAAGAGCUUGCAAGAACUGUCAGGCUUACCUAGACCGUAGGUGAACUAUUUGGCUGGGAUAGGAGUUGCACAGAUAUUUGUUUACAUAUUUUACAUGAAACAACUAGGAAAAGAAUCUCCCCGUACUAAUAUUAUAUUAAACCAAAACAGGAA